AUGGCUGAGGGUGCGGCGGGCAGAGAGGGUCCAGCGCCGCCCGACGCCGCAGGGAGCGAAGACGACCCCCGGGUGGGCCCUGACGCCGUCUCUAGAGACGGCUUGGCAGUGGGCGUUGCAGGCCGGACGAGAGACCUUCGUGGCGGGGUCGCGCUGCCGGGCGCCGCCGGAGCCCCAGCCGACGGCGAGGCCAGCCUCCUGGAGGCGGUGCGGGCUACCCCCCGGCGCAGUAGCAUCAUUAAGGAUCCUGCAAACCAAAAAUGUGGUGGAAGAAAGAAAACUGUGUCUUUCAGCAGCAUGCCAUCGGAAAAGAAGAUCAGCAGUGCAAGUGACUGCAUCAGUUUCAUGCAAGCUGGCUGCGAGCUGAAGAAAGUCCGGCCAAAUUCUCGCAUUUACAACCGAUUUUUCACUCUAGACACAGACCUCCAAGCUCUUCGCUGGGAACCUUCCAAGAAAGACCUUGAGAAAGCUAAGCUUGAUAUUGCUGCCAUAAAAGAGAUCAGACUGGGAAGGAACACCGAAACGUUCAGAAACAACGGCCUUGCUGAUCAGAUUUGUGAGGACUGUGCCUUUUCCAUACUUCACGGGGAAAACUACGAGUCUCUGGACUUAGUUGCCAAUUCAGCUGAUGUAGCAAACAUCUGGGUGUCAGGAUUACGCUACCUGGUUUCUCGAAGUAAGCAGCCUCUUGAUUUUAUGGAGGACAACCAGAACACACCAAGGCUCAUGUGGUUGAAAACAGUGUUUGAGGCAGCAGAUAUUGAUGGCAAUGGGAUUAUGCUGGAAGACACCUCUGUAGAGUUAAUAAAACAACUCAACCCUACCCUGAAGGAAUCCAAGAUCAGGUUAAAGUUUAAAGAAAUCCAGAAGAGCAAGGAGAAACUAACUACCCGAGUGACAGAAGAGGAAUUUUGUGAAGCAUUCUGUGAACUUUGCACCAGGCCGGAAGUGUAUUUCUUACUUGUACAGAUAUCUAAAAACAAAGAAUAUUUGGAUGCCAAUGAUCUCAUGCUCUUUUUGGAAGCUGAGCAAGGAGUCACCCACAUCACUGAAGAUAUGUGCUUAGACAUUAUUCGUAGAUAUGAACUUUCUGAAGAAGGGCGUCAAAAAGGAUUUCUUGCCAUUGAUGGUUUCACUCAGUAUUUGUUGUCACCAGAAUGUGACAUUUUUGAUCCUGAGCAAAAAAAAGUUGCCCAGGAUAUGACUCAGCCAUUAUCUCACUACUAUAUCAAUGCCUCUCACAAUACCUAUCUAAUUGAAGACCAGUUCAGGGGACCAGCAGAUAUUAAUGGGUAUGUCAGAGCUUUGAAAAUGGGCUGUCGAAGCAUUGAACUAGAUGUAAGUGAUGGUCCAGACAAUGAACCGAUCCUCUGUAAUAGAAAUAACAUGGCAACACAUAUUUCCUUUCAAGGUGUCAUAGAGGUGAUAAAUAAAUUUGCCUUUGUUGCUUCUGAAUACCCACUCAUUCUCUGCUUGCGGAAUCACUGUUCCUUACUGCAGCAGAAGGUAAUGGUUCAACAAAUGAAAAAGAUCUUUGGCAAUAAACUCUACACAGAAGCACCUUUGCCUUCUGAUUCCUACCUCCCUUCACCAGAAAAAUUAAAAAGAAAGAUCAUUGUGAAAGGAAAGAAACUGCCUUCUGGUUCAGAUAUUUUAGAGGGGGAAGUAACAGAUGAAGAUGAGGAAGCUGAAAUGUCUCGAAGGAUGUCAGUGGACCACGAUGGUGAGCAGAAACAAAUAUGGCUCUGCAGGGAGCUCUCUGAUUUGGUGUCUAUUUGUAAAUCUGUUCAGUACAGGGAUUUUGAACUGUCUAUGAAAAGCCAAAACUAUUGGGAAAUUUGCUCCUUUAGUGAAACAGAGGCCAGCCGGAUUGCAAAUGAAUACCCAGAGGAUUUUGUAAAUUAUAAUAAGAAGUUCUUGUCAAGAAUAUAUCCAAGUGCCAUGAGAAUUGAUUCCAGUAACUUGAAUCCACAGGACUUUUGGAAUUGUGGCUGUCAGAUUGUGGGAAUGAAUUUUCAGACUCCAGGUCCAAUGAUGGACCUUCACACAGGCUGGUUUCUUCAAAAUGGAGGAUGUGGUUAUGUUCUAAGGCCUUCUAUCAUGAGAGAUGAAGUUUCCUACUUCAGUGCAAAUACAAAGGGCAUUGUACCUGGGGUUUCCCCUCUAGCUCUUCAUAUCAAGAUCAUCAGUGGUCAGAAUUUCCCGAAGCCCAAGGGAGCUUGUGCCAAAGGGGAUGUCAUAGAUCCCUAUGUCUGUAUAGAGAUUCAUGGAAUUCCUGCAGACUGCUCAGAACAAAGAACUAAAACUGUACAGCAGAACAGUGAUAAUCCUAUUUUUGAUGAAACUUUUGAGUUUCAAAUUAACUUACCCGAGUUGGCCAUGAUCCGUUUUGUUGUUCUAGACGAUGACUAUAUUGGGGAUGAGUUUAUAGGACAAUAUACGAUACCGUUUGAAUGUCUGCAGCCUGGAUAUCGACAUGUUCCUCUGCGUUCUUUUGUGAGUGACAUCAUGGAGCACGUAACUCUUUUUGUACACAUAGCAAUAACUAAUCGAAGUGGAGGAGGGAAGGCACAGAAGCGCAGCCUUUCUGUGAGAAUGGGGAAGAAAGUUCGGGAAUAUACCAUGCUCAGGAAUGUUGGUCUUAAAACCAUAGAUGACAUCUUUAAAAUAGCAGUUCAUCCCUUACGAGAAGCCAUAGAUAUGAGAGAAAACAUGCAGAAUGCAAUAGUGUCCGUUAAGGAACUGUGUGGACUCCCUCCAAUUGCCAGUCUGAAGCAGUGCCUGUUGACUCUGUCGUCUCGACUCAUCACCAGUGACAAUACUCCCUCAGUCUCUCUUGUGAUGAAAGACAAUUUUCCAUAUUUGGAGCCUCUGGGGGUGAUUCCAGAUGUGCAGAAAAAGAUGCUAGCUGCUUAUGAUCUGAUGAUUCAAGAAAACCGGCUUCUCAUAGAAAUGGCAGACACAAUCCAUGAAAAGAUUGUACAGUGUCAGAAAGCAGGGAUGGAAUUCCAUGAAGAACUUCAUAAUCUGGGGGCAAAAGAAGGCUUGAAAGGAAGAAAACUCAACAAGGCAACUGAGAGUUUUGCCUGGAACAUUACAGUGUUGAAGGGCCAAGGAGAUCUGUUGAAGAAUGCCAAAAAUGAAGCUAUAGAAAACAUGAAGCAGAUCCAGCUGGCGUGCUUGUCCUGUGGACUGAGUAAAGCCCCCAGCAGCGGUGCUGAUGCCAAGAGCAAGCGCAGCCUGGAAGCCAUAGAAGAGAAGGAAAGUGGUGAAGAGAAAGGGAAGCUGUGA
Molecule: messenger RNA, 3291 nt
Organism: Orycteropus afer afer
Lineage: Eukaryota; Metazoa; Chordata; Mammalia; Tubulidentata; Orycteropodidae
Gene: PLCL1
Product: phospholipase C like 1 (inactive)
Exons: 6
Coding region: 1-3291 (1096 amino acids)
Biological process (GO): intracellular signal transduction; lipid metabolic process
Molecular function (GO): phosphatidylinositol-4,5-bisphosphate phospholipase C activity
Source: RefSeq, a predicted model, not a curated record